CGUGGUCCUGUCAUUUCACUUCAAAAGGUUGAGUUUGGUGAAAGCAAAGGUAAUUAACCGAAUUCUAAAAGAAAGAAUUGAAAGAGGUACAUAAAGGAAUUAAAUAGAGAGCUGAUCGAAUUACUACUACUACUAUCAAGAUGCGGGCAGUGGCAGUUCCCUCAUAUUCACAUCUUAGCGUAAAUAGCUUGUUGCAGAGAGGCAGAAGUAGAGAUUUGCAAUAUUACAGAGGUGCUUGCCUCAUCACAGGGAGGAAUUUAGCUUUGAGUGCAACAAAAAAGCAAAAAAAAUCUAGCUUUACCAUAAACGCGCAGCAGACAUACACUUCACAAAUCACCAUUCUAGCCGAUAUGCCCCUCUAUGAAUCCCCUGAUGCUUCUUUCGACAGGUACAUGGAGGACAAACCCAGAGUAUUCAAAGCCAUAUUUCCAGAGAACAGAGGAACCCAACGUGUUAACGAGGAGGAAUGGAGAAUCCGAAUGGAACCGAUAGCCUUCUUAUUCCUCACAGCCUGGCCUGUUGUUAAUAUGAGAAUUAGAUACAAAACUAAAGGAAAAGAAUACCCUUCUGGCGUUCCCACCAAUACCUCUACUGUUCUCGAGCUGAAAAUUACAAAAUGGGAUCUAGAAGGGGUAACAGAGGGGAAAAAUAAACCUUCAGAAUUCAGGCUUAAUAUGGAAGGAGCACUUUACCCAGAUAGAAGAGGAGCAAGAAGCAGGAUCAAAGGUCAUUUCAAUAUGAGCCUUAGCUUCGCUCCGCCUCCUAUGCUUGCUUUGGUUCCUCCACAUGUUCAUCAACAUGUUACACAAUCGGUUAUGAAGAAUAUGGCGGAAAGUAUGCAGCAUAAAGUAAGAGAUAAUCUGCUUGCCGAUUACACUAAAUUCAAGAAGGAAAACUACAAAAAUAUUCCACCUCCACAAUAAGUUAGACUUUUCAUUGAAGAAGAAGAGCGAAAAUAAGAUAAACAAGAAAAAUACUGAAACACUCUUAGCUCGGUGUGAAUUUCCCUUUUUGUGGCCUUUUGUAUUUGUUCAACUAAUCAAGCUAACAAUGAAAAUUAUUGGUGUAUACUUUGUUAAUUAGUGAUAUCGUGUACGCAAAGGCAAGUAUGAAGUGAGAUUACUACUUACAAGCA
Molecule: messenger RNA, 1135 nt
Organism: Nicotiana tabacum (common tobacco)
Lineage: Eukaryota; Viridiplantae; Streptophyta; Magnoliopsida; Solanales; Solanaceae
Source: RefSeq, a predicted model, not a curated record